Molecule: messenger RNA, 2779 nt
Organism: Symsagittifera roscoffensis
Lineage: Eukaryota; Metazoa; Xenacoelomorpha; Acoela; Convolutidae
Product: homeobox protein HMX3-like
Exons: 3
Coding region: 1104-2492 (462 amino acids)
Biological process (GO): cell differentiation; regulation of transcription by RNA polymerase II
Cellular component (GO): nucleus
Molecular function (GO): DNA-binding transcription factor activity, RNA polymerase II-specific; RNA polymerase II cis-regulatory region sequence-specific DNA binding
Source: RefSeq, a predicted model, not a curated record
ACCAAGUUUAAACAUAUAUCUUUCUCUGUAUAUUUUUUGAAGUCUGAUUAUUAAUUAGAUGAUUUUAUGUUCGCGGAUAUAUGUGCGAAAGCUUCUGAGAGAUCUCAAUGAGGUAUAAUUGAUAUAACACAAGUCAUUGAGAGCAUAGUAUUCUUAAGCGAGACAUGAGUUAGUAUAGAAACAAAAGAACUGUCUGCUUAGAUUACCUGUAGCUGAUUGGCUUUAAGUGGCUACUGGCUCCGUUUUUAUUGGACACUCAAACAUUCAAAUUAUCUUGUUACAAUCGUUCAGGAUUGGCUGAGAGCCCCAGGCUGCUUGCAGUCUUGAUAAGUCUCUCUACUUGUUUGGCAGAAGUCUAAUUACCACACUGCUUAUUUGAGAGGGCUUCUUGUAAAGUUGUUCAAGAAGAGAUUCCUGUCUUCUCCAACCUGAUUCUUAUUCCAUUGGCUCCAAAUGUCUGGUUUCGAGUAUAACUUGGACUAAACUCGAUGAUUGAUAAUGAAUGAGUAAAAUGAGAGCUUGUUUAAAAAAGCAAAUGAAACUAAAUAAGACUGUUCAUUCAGUAACAUCUCUGGCUGAGCAGUUGUUGAGUUGGUCAAAACAAAAGAAGCUUAGCCGACGGCUACUCUCAACCACACUUAAGAAGGUACUACUUGUUAGCCAAUAGAUAACUAUCAUAAUUUAUCGAAUAAUUUCAAAGUAUUUGAUUGGUUCGCAGCACCAUAAAGUGGUUCUGCUGCUAGCAGCUGAUUUCUUUAUAGUUUAAUCUUUUCAAUAAAGUGCUUCUUGCGCCGACGAAGCUUGGCUGCGCAACUACAAAACAUAAUCACAUCAUAGAUAAUCAGCCGCGGGCCGUUUCGUUGUUCUUACCUGUCCAAACUAUAAAUCUUCGUUCUUUUCAUCAAUCUAAAAUUUAUUCCACUUGGACUCGAAAACAACUAUCGUCGAGAUAUCAAAUUGUCAUAAAAUUAUCAUUGAUUCAUUAUCGCUACAAGCUGUAAAAGCCUCUCAACUUUUGUGCUAAAUCAAAAAGACUAAUUAAAACUUCACUUGAAAACAACUCUUUUCUCAAACCAACUACAUAAUAUUGCUCUCCAAUUACGAUGAUACAAGCAAAAAACGCGGUCAGCUCUGAAGUUCCAGCUCGACAGGCAACCCCCCAGAAACCAAAAUCGUCCCCCUUUCUCAUGGACAACAUUCUUUCCGGGAAAGGGAGCAAAAUGGUUUCCGGAAAAAACGCUAGCGGAUGCGAAGUGAAUUUUGCGGGGGAAAGUUUUCACACCUUGCCAGUCUGUUCUGCGAUGGACAGAAGUAGACCGAUGAUUCUCAAUGAAUCCCAAGAGACUUUGCGACGAGCAUCCAACGAACUAUCUCCUCCGAUGACAUCGCCGAUCUCUUGCUCAAACAAUAACACUGCAGUCCGCAUGACGCCUAUCUCAACGCCAACUAGCGGGACACCUCCUGCUUCCCUAAGCGCCGAAAAGUACAAAAGCAUCUCUCCAACUCCAUUCAACUCCAAAAAACAAAUUUCGUAUUCCCCGACUUCCAGUGACGUAAUAGAUGACGUCACCCAUGAUAUAAUAGAUGACGACAAUGACACUGAAGACGAAGACGAUUCCUCGGAUCUGAGCCGGAAGAAAAACCGGACUGCGUUCACGCCGCACCAGAUAUACGAGCUGGAGAAGAGGUUCAGAUCGCAGAAGUAUUUGUCGGCAAGUGAGAGAGGAGAGUUCGCUUUGUCGCUCAAACUCACAGACACCCAGAUCAAAACCUGGUUCCAAAACCGAAGAAUGAAACACAAACGACAACAGAUAGACGCUGAAAAUUUGCAACUAGCAGCCUUGUAUGGGCCUCUGAUUCAACAGCAAGCAGCCGCCGCUUCAUUCCUCCGGAACUCCGGGGCACUUUUCCCCGGACCCGGAAACGGUCUGGAACACCACCCUUUCAUGUCACUUCCCGGGUCACCGGCGGCGUCUUUGUUCUACAACAAUCCAGGUCAAUUCGGACUGAGUCCGAACGAAAAUCACCCCUCUGUUGGGCUACCGUUGUCGACUGUCUUCGCCAAUGGAUCACCCGCUCACGUUCCUUUGCCGACGCCUGUGUCCCGAAACUUCCCUGGGCUCCCCGGGACGACACCCAACAUGACUCAUCCACUCAUUCCAAACAUAAACUCAAUCCCACAUGAGUUUUUAAAACUGACCUCAAGUUUAGUUGGAAAUAACCUGAACUUUCAUAACCAGUUUGCGACAAAACCUCCGCAUCAGAUGCCGGUGUUUUCGUCAGCUGCCCAAAUCAUGUCACCGAUAAGGAGCUGCAGCGACUCGACACCGAUUUUGAACCUUCCAAAAAUGGAACCAAAUUUCGCAAGUUCAGAUUCUCAGAAGUUGAUUGUAACUAAUGCUACCAUGGAAAAUCAGCAAACGGUCAAGUCACAUCCAAUUUUGACAGAAAAACUUCAAAAGCUGAUCCAAUGCGUCGUUCACAACGAAUAAAACUUGAGCAAAUUUUUUUGUCUAAAAUUAUUCAAAAUCAUUUUUUUUCUUUCAAAUUCUCAUAGUAUGAUUAUCUGAAUUAUCAUGAAAAUUUUAAAAAAAGUUUUGUAUCAAAUCUAAUAUUUGCAUUAAAUUUGUUAGAACAAAGUUUUUUGCAUUUUGCUCGCUUUCGCUUUUCAUUCAUCACUAUUGAAUUUUUUUUAAAAAUGUUAAAUUAUGUCAAGAAGAUAUAUGUAAUAGAUUUAAAUUUACAUUAGCAUUAGUAGUAAUUCGAGUUCUUUCCAAAC